AUGAAGAAGUCAAAGAUGACAAACAAAUGGAAAGCUUUUAGGGGCGAUAGCAAACAACUCAGUGAUCUUAUUUUUACUGCUAAAUCAUCUGCUUCACAGUUCCAUUUAGAUACCAAGUUGAAAGUGUUCAUAGCAAAGAACAAAACAAAGAAUACACCUGACUUUAAGCUCAAAGGAAAUUGGUUCGAACGAUCUUGCGCUGUAUAUGCUAAGAACUCCUCCACUAUCGUUGCUGAAAUGAAUAAGAAGCGCACAGUUGACAGCGUGUUGUUUAAGAAGGACAAUUUCAUGGUCACUGUGUAUCCUGGCAUGGAUUACGCAUUCAUUGUGGUGCCUUUUGUCAUUCUUGAUCGAACCUUACUUGAUGCUGCUGGAAAUCCAAUUAUUACUCUACGUCACAAGGUAAAAUUCAUCCACGAAUGGAACGUUUAUAGGGGCAGUAGCAAAGAACCAAGUGAUCUGGUUUUUAGUGCAAUCAAAUCUUCAAUGUUUCAGUUCAAUACAAGAAACACCACAAUGAAUGCCCCUGAUUUCAAGGUUAAGGGAAGCUGGCUCCAACGAUCCUGCCUCAUAUAUGCUGGGGACUCUUCCACCAUCAUUGCCGAAAUGCAUAAGAAGGACACAGUUCAAAGUGUGCUGUUUGGCAAGGACAAUUUCAUGGUCAGAGUAUGUCCUGGUAUUGACUAUGCAUCCAUUGCCACGCUUAUUGUGAUCCUUGAUGCGAUUAAUGGUGAUAGAUAG
Rosa rugosa (rugosa rose) is the source of this 741-nucleotide messenger RNA. RefSeq names its product protein LURP-one-related 10-like. Bases 1 to 741 code for a protein of 246 amino acids. NCBI's taxonomy places the organism in Eukaryota, Viridiplantae, Streptophyta, Magnoliopsida, Rosales, Rosaceae. The transcript has 6 exons. The record is from RefSeq and is a predicted model, not a curated record.